AAUAAUAAGUUGGAUGACGUCUGGCUCCACAACGGCACUCACUGCCUGCCAGUCGACGUUUCGCCUUGAGUCGCCGCGCGCAGCUCGUACUGCGUGGGGAUUCCUGAGGAUUACCCGGCAUACCCCGCGGGGAGAGAUGGCGGCGGCAGCGGACAAGGAAUGAAGAUAAACUUUAUCCCGGAGAGCAGCCACCGGAACGGGGAAAGCCGCACGACCUGCUGACGGCUGGGAGACUUGUUUGCUCUGUUGCUCGCCGGCGUGAGAGUGUGCGCACUGCGCUCGUGUGUCGUCAGGCAUUUCGGCGUUGCAGAGCGGCUUUUUGGAGCUGUGGGCUCGGGAGAGGCUUUGCAACAGGGUCCGAGGAAAGAAGAAAAAGAAGAAGAAGCGGCGAAAGUUUGUGACCCGGAGACGCAGGCGGAGUGCCAGGAGCGAUAGCGACCGGUUAUCAGUAACUUGAGGUCACAUGCCAGAAGCAGAAGACUGUAUAACAUGUAUUGGGUUGCAUACAGUCAUUAACAAGGAGGAAUGUACCCAGCAACAUGCUUGGUUAAACAGCUUUCUGUGUAUGGUGAGUCAUCAUAUAGACAUAAUACUGCGUCAUACUCCUGCACUUAGGUUGACAUUCAACGAGAGAAGAGAAGAGAAUUGAUAGAAUGACAAGUGCUGCUCCCAUAAGAAAGCCUUAUCGCAAGGCACCUCCUCAGCAUCGGGAAGUACGACACGACGCGUCUACAUUUCAUCUUGAAUUAGAUGGAAAGAAUAUCUCUUAUCCUGAUGAGCACUGUCAGGAUUCUUUAUCAGAUACUGAUAGAAUCAAUAUCCUGCAGCAGCAAAAUGAAGAUCUACGUUGCCGACUCUCCUUUACCACUCAUAAGAUGGAAUCAAUGGAGUCUGAGUUUAACUCUAGUCAGCACUACUUGGAAACAGAGCUGGCAAGAACAAAAGAUGAGUUGGAGAAGAUGAAGGAUAAAUUCCGCAGGCUGCAGAACAGUUAUACGGCAUCACAGAGAGCUAAUCAAGACCUUGAAGAAAAGCUUCGUGCUCUACUCAGAAAAGUUGAAAAUGAUAAGAAGAGCAUGGACCAAGAGAUUGUGGAGCUCACCAACAAGCUAUUAGAUGCUAAAAACACUAUAAACAAGCUUGAGGAGCUUAACGAACGCUAUCGGCAGGAUUGCAAUUUGGCUGUGCAGCUCUUGAAGUGUAAUAAGUCACAUUUCAGAAACCACAAAUUUGCUGAUCUUCCCUACGAGUUGCAAGAUAUGGUCAACAAACACAUGAAAAUCAGUCCCCCAGAUUCUGGUGCAACCAAACCUGAUCCAACUCAGAGCAUAGCCCCUGCUGAUGUUGUUCCUACAUCUGUGAUUGCCCGAGUACUUGAAAAGCCAGAGCCUAUGAUCCUGAAUUCUGCACAGUCAAGCAGUAGUUCUGGACGUCCGGUAGCGGAGGAUGUGUUUGUUCAUGUGGAUAUGACUGGUCCUCAGGGUGAUGAAGCUAAGCCGAGUAAGGAAAAUGGUGGACGAUCGCAAGAGAAAGGAAUUGGUGAACAGCAGCAAAAUGGGAUGUGCAUUCGACAGAAUAGUUUGGAGGGCCUGGUGGUUGAAGAAGGGAGUAAUGGAGCAACAGGUCCAUCUUUUGAGAAGUUAAACCCUUACCCUACUCCUCCUCCACCUCACCCUCUUUAUCCUGGUCGAAAGGUAAUUGAAUUUUCUACUGAUGACAAAGUGAAGAUCCCAAAGAACAGCCCUCUCCCAAAUUGUACUUAUGCUACCCGUCAAGCUAUCUCACUUAGUCUAGUGCAAGGUGGAGGAGAAGAUGAUGGUGAAAGGCAAAGAAUGGUACCUAACAGCCCCCCAAUAUCAGAACGAGGCUGGCGAUCUGGAGCUUCAUCUUCUUCAGGUGGUGGUAGUGAUAUUAGUGGUGGCAGACGUCCUCAUCUGCAAGAUAUUGCUGACCUGUGCUCAACUCAUUCUAGCCCGUUUAGCAGCCCACCACAAGCCCCAAGCAACUUUGCUAGUUCUGCCAGCUCUGAGGAGGAUAUCUUGGCUAAUUGGCAGCGUAUGUUUGUAGAAAAGAUUGCACCUGCCUCUGAGAGUAUCUUAGUCAAUCGCACUUCAUUCAGCAGUGAGUCAGCCCAGGAGCUGCAGAGAAGCAUCCUGAGUAAAAGAGUGUCCAGGAGCGAAAAAAGAAGAGGGGAUGAAAGAGGUGCCUAUUCAGAUGGAGAAGAGUCUUCCCUCCAUAGCUGGAGUAUUAGUCAUGAAUCCAGCCAAGACACAGACAACAGUGGCACACAGGCACGUUCCAGGAAGGAUCAGUAUAGUACAGACUUCUCUUACGAGGAGGGGCAGAGGCUUCUGUUGGCUGUAGAUCCUUUGGAGGAUGAAGAUGGAAGUAGUGAGGCCACUGAAACGACCACUGCUACAGUGAUUAAAACCAGCCCCAUAAUAGUUAAUGACGAUGGCGAUGUAGAGUCGGCAGAGAGCUCCACAGAAGAGCAGGAUGUCCUGACGCAAGAGUUCACUUUGACUAUGCCCAGGUCCUUGAGGACCCCAGAUGAAUUUGAAGAGAAACAUAGCAUGCCCUCUAGACCACUGAAAAGCCCUAAACGAAUGGGGGUACAUCAUCUUCAUCGCAAGGAUAGUCUAACUCGAGCUCUAGAACAUGGUACUUUGUUAGACUAGACUUAUAAAUGUUCUGGCCUCUAAAACAGCUGGAGUGUUUUGGACAUCUGUUUUUUUUUUUGUUUUUUGUUUUUUUUUUUUUUUUUUAAGUAACUGAAGGGGAACGUGUAAUUAUUUCCUUCACAGAUUUAUAUAGAUGAGGCUUUCAAGCAGAGUCACUUUAAGCCUAAUAGUUUUCAGUGUUUUAUACACCAAAAUGGCUCAGAAUAGCUUCUUCAGAAAGGUUGGGUGUAUUGAAUCAAUGUCAGCUAUCCACUGAUCUCUCAACAAUUUUUCAUAAUGUCAGCCUUCAGUCUAAACAUGGGUGUUGCACGUUUCCAGAUUUAAUAACUUAAAAGUAGAACUUUUAAGACUGCAAAUGACAGGCACUUGGAAUGUGCCUCAUUAAGGACUGCUGCCCUGAGUGUCGUUAUACUUGUGUUCCUUGGUAUGGAGUGAUAGCUGUGUUUUACCCAUAGGAUCAGCAUUACACCUUCUAAGUUUUAACUGAUGGCUUUUAAAGGGUAGAAUCAAUGUUGGAUGUACUGUACAGUAGCAUUCAAUUUUCAUAACUACAAAGUAUGUUGCUGGUCAACAUGAGGUACCUAUAGACCGAUAGACAUCAUAGGCUGGCUACCUGGCGAGUUUAACUUAUCUCCGUCCUAACAGACUUAAAAGGGUGUUGAAUGAUUUAUGAUCAGAGCUUUUCUUUCACUUGCAGUGCCUACAUUUCAGAAAGUAUUAAACUAUGAUUUACAGCCAAGUUCAUUGAAGGAUGCAUACAUUUUAGCUAUGUGUAAGAUUUGGAAAAAGGUUAUUGAAUAUGUGCCUAUUAAAGAAUAACGAUGCAAUUGAGGUGCUGUUAAUACCUUAGAGUGCUGGUGUUAAUCAUUGCACUUUCCUUCAGUCAGUUUAAGGUGUUUGUGUGUUGUGUUAUUGUUUUGGGUCUUACUGUCCUUUUCUGUAUAUUAUUCAUAUCCUCCUUUCUUAAGGUACUGCAGGUAUAAAUAAUAUAUAGAUUUAAAAAUGCACCUUUCAUGUACCGAGCAGUUUCACCGAUGGAAAUGUGUAGAAUCAAAAACACAAAUUUCAUACUGUAGACUUCCAGUAGAAGGUGUCACAGUGUGAGCGUAUUGUUCAGCGUUGACAUAAAAUAUAUUGCUUGCUCAUCGUUCCCAGUUGAGGUGAUUUAGACAAACAGUGCUGUCAGUUAUCAAGCUUUGUCUACUCUCAGGUGGAAGUUUUUAUGCUGAAUAUUUAUUUGGCAGCAUUUCGUAAGACUGAAAUCAGUGCUAUUGGCAGUACUGACCUUAAAGGUAGUAUUUUGGAGUUUUUGGUCCGUCUCUUUAAAAAAAAUCUAUUUCAGUAGUUUAUUUGAAUUGUUUAAUCCUGCUAAAUGAUUAGUCAAGACCCAAAGUCUUUUAAGUAUGUUUGUGAUUGGAAUAAAUGCAUUCUUGUAACAUGUCUGAAGUAGCACUGUCUAAUAGCAGAGCUAAAGUGCAUGCUUUUAAGGUCGCCAUCUGUUCAGGACUGAAUUUCUUUCAUAGUUUUAAAUAAUCACAUUUGGCAUGAAAUGUUUUAAUGCUGUCUGGCACGUAUGAUAACUUGUUAAUCAAGUGAAAACAUUUCUUAUGUUGGGUGCUUUAAUCUGACCUUCAAGAUUAACCUGCAACUAACAAAACAUAUGCAGUAAUCCAUGUGAUAUUAUGAAAUGAUACAUUAAUAAUGCAGUUCUUAUUAUGUAUGUACACUGUAGUUUACAGUUGGGUGUGUGCUGAGUAUAACCAUUCUUGUAGCUAUUAGCAGAAAUACUUCAGCUUCUACGGUUUUUCUUGUGUCUAUUAGCUAUAUAAUGAGAGCAAAGCCAUGAUGUAAAAAAAAAUUAUUAUUUUUUUUGUUUUUUUCCAUUAAGCAGGUAAAUGUGCAUCUGGUAGUGGGCCCAAUCAUGUGGGCAGCUUGUGUUUCUUUUUCCUUUUUUUUUUUAUAUAUAAAUAUACAAUGGAUGCCUUGCUGACAGGGCUUAAUUUGACCUUGAGGUUGUCUUUGCAGGGUGUCAGUUGAAUUUACCUACAAGCUGUGAUGUGGUUCAGUGGAAGGGUCAAAUGAUGCACUUAAUUUGUGAUUGAACCAUUUGACUUUUUUUCCCCAUUCGGAAUGAAAACCACCUUUUGACCUUGGUUGUGCUUAAUGUAAAUUAUCCCUGAAUCCUAACUUAAACUAGGUCAUGCUUAGUUGGGUGUUUCGUUUUAUUUAUACUUUCUCUUACAGGAAUUUCAUCUCUUUUUUUUAUUAACUGUAAUUUGUAUUGAAAAGGUAUUACUGCUGGGAAGAGAGAUAAAACUGUAUCCAUUGUAUUUUUAUCUAAAACAAAUACAAAGUAAUCCUGAACAAAAGUAAUUAAUCUCCCAUUUAAAUUUAUUAACAAGGCACUUUAUUUAACGUUAUUGGUUGCUACUGGGAAGAUAUUUUGUUUAGCCCACAGAUGCUGCAUUGAUGGAUGUAUGAUCAUGAUAGCCAUUACAGCUUGUAUUGUCUAUUCAGCUCAGUGUUUAUACAGGUAUAUGUUAAAUUUAAAGAAAAUCUUAACAAAAUAGCUUUCAGGUUUGCUAUUUUGACUUAACUCGCAAAAAAGUAUGAGUAUAUUAUGUUGUUUCUUUAUGUAGGCAUAAAGGCUCAAAAUUAUUAUUGAUUAAUAUGUUCCUCUUGCCAUUUUAUCUCUAAUUUUCCAGAGUUCCCAAAUUACAGUGUUGAUUAGUCCUAUUUUUUUUUGUUGCAUUCAAGAAAAAUCUGUUUACUUGUCACAAUUGUUUUCCAAUAAUGAAUGUAUUACGAAAGUUUUUAAUAGCAUGAUGUCAUUCAAGACUAUUUUGUCACAACAUACCUUAUAAAAACACCAGUUUAUGUACUUAUUAAAUGUACAUAAUAUGCGUGUAUGCAUACACUCGCUGACACACAAGAGAUGUAUGCGUAUAAUAUGUCUUCAUCAGCAUCUGUCUCUUGUGUGACAUAUCUUAAGUGUUGCACAGCCUGAAUUUCUACAUUAGCAAGUUUUAAUUUCUAGCAUUAUGUUCUGUACAUCAUCACCUUUCAUGAGAUUUACAAAGGAAACAAUCUGUAAAAUUAUUCUUUUUUUUUUUAAUUUAACAACUGAGGUUAAGAAUUAAACCUUAAAAGUAUGUACUUUCUAAAGGUUUAAUUCUUUUAACAUUUGUUUUAUGCUUCAAUGUAGUGACAUUCCCACAAUCCAUCAGCAGUUUUAAGUAUCUGCAGCUCUAGUUUAAAACGGCACUGCCAUUCUGAAAUGUUACAAUUAUUUAGACUUUAUUUUUUGUGUUUGCUUUUACAGUUUCUGAAAAGUUGCUAACUUAACACAUUUAACAUCUUUUCCUUGUGCCGAAAGUUUUGAAGCCAAUUUCUUAUUUAUCAAUGCAAUGUAUUGUAUGAUGAGGACGUAUACUAAGUAGCUUCUGUUGGUGUUGAUCACGGCACACAAACUAAUGUUUUAUUCACAAUUAGACUUCUGUCUGGACUCGCGUAAAAUUUAUGUUCACUUUCAAGGCACCUUCUUAUAUAUUCAGGUUUUUUCACAUAACUAGAGCCAUUUCCAGAUUCAUACUUGAAAUACAUCAGUACAGGAAUAAGGUGAAAUUGAACUGUCUCAGUGGAGCAGUGAGUCAUCAUGUUUUCUUUGAUGGACAUCCGACUCUGAAUAGCAGUAGCAUUUAAUAGCAUUCCUUGUCUUCAAAUUAUUUAAUGGUGUUAGCUCCAGUGUAACAGGGUGACAAUUACAAGUCCGAGUAUGCUUGGCUGUCUUGUGAUAUGAAACAUCCUUUUUAUUCCCAUUUUCAUCAGCUACAAAACCUUCCAAAAUAGUCCAGCAUACCACUUCACCUAUGGCUUUCUGUACCCAAACACAUUGUCAUAGUAAUAUGUUGCAAAUGCCAUAUAAAUAUUGCGAAGUUCUGAAGUCCCUAUUCCUAUAAAACUAAAAAAGAAGGCUAUUUAUAGUAUUGUUCACUCCAAUUUAUUUUUAGAUAUCAUUGUAACAAACAUGGCAGAAUCAAUUAUUUUAAUAAUACCUUAUAGAUACAUGCAGCCAUAUUGAGACAUAGUCUUCUCAGGCUUGUAACGUGCAUAAAAAAGAAAUCCUGGUGUUCUUCAAUUAGUUGUACUGCCAAAGCAGUUAUCUGGGUGCAGAUUUAGACUACCUCAGAAGCCUUCAGCAUUGCACUUUACACUGUUCAUUCAUUAUGCAUUUCAUUGAUGGUUGCAAAAGUAUUAACAUUAUUUUCACAGCAAGUUAUCUGUUCACCUCAAAAACAUCCUAUCUGGAUCCUUGUUGAUUUUGCACAUCUUUGUUUUCAGUGGACCUUAUAGCAUGCUACAAAAUAGAGAAAGCGCUAAUGACAAAUUCUUACUAAACUGACAACUGCUUGCUUUUUCCCCCGAAGUGCUGGCAUUCUGAAUUUCAAUUUAUUUUUUAGGUUUUGCGAGAAUGUAAAUGAAAAACACUUUUCUGCUUCCCAACUUCUCCAAAUUGAAAAUAGCCAUCCUUGUUUAAUGGCUGACACCAUUACAAGUGAUAUUAGACAGCAAGAUGAGGAAAGAAAAGAGUUUUUUUUUUUUUUUAGAAAAGGAUGUUACAGCCACCUUCAUUCAAAGUGCCCUAACAAGACAAUGAGGUGUUUGCACUGCAGUGAAAACUGAAUCUGUGUCUUUUACCGGACAGUUAGGUUUUCAAGAAUGUAUUCACACAUGUGUACUGUAGGUCAUCAUCCAUUCAGUUUAACUUGUACAGAAUUUGUCAUUUUUGAGUUGUUGCAUUGAAUGAGUAUUACUGAAUCUGCUUACCCAAUGCGUUGUUUUAAGUUGUCUUAUUAUAAAAUAUAUAUGGUUUCUUUCUUAUUGACACCCAUCCAAUCAGAAUACAAAUGUUUGUGAUUGAUUUUUUUGGCUAUCUUAUUUUAUUUAUAAUCUUUUAUCCUGAUAACUGAUCAUGUAAUUUCUUUUCAAACAUUUUGUUGUGUUAAGUGUUACAUUCUAUACACUUUGUUUAUGGGGGGAAAAAAAAACGACUUGGAAGAAGUCGUUUGAGGUACGUGCAUUCUUCUUAUUUUUUACAAUGUAAUGUACUGACACUUCCAUGAUUUUGUAGUUUCACCACUUUAAAAUCAUCCUUGUAUAAAUAAGAGACUGUUAAACCUGUACUAAUCUUAUUUUCUGAAUUUUUAAUCCAGGGAUGUAUAUUUUAAAACAAAUAAAGUAUUUUAAAUUUA
This is a messenger RNA of Erpetoichthys calabaricus (reedfish), 7933 nucleotides long. RefSeq names its product tight junction associated protein 1 (peripheral) (gene tjap1). Gene Ontology annotation, cellular component: trans-Golgi network. The record is from RefSeq and is a predicted model, not a curated record. Gene Ontology annotation, biological process: Golgi organization. Bases 654 to 2678 code for a protein of 674 amino acids. NCBI's taxonomy places the organism in Eukaryota, Metazoa, Chordata, Cladistia, Polypteriformes, Polypteridae. The transcript is spliced from 10 exons.